Durusdinium trenchii is the source of this 1602-nucleotide messenger RNA. Lineage: Eukaryota; Dinophyceae; Suessiales; Symbiodiniaceae. The record is from the annotation of a GenBank genome assembly.
AUGUUGGUUCCGGUGACAAGCCUGUCUGAUGAUGAAGGCGAUCUCAUUACCCCUGCUCGUGUAGUUCCUUGGGUUCGUUCAGGGAGCGAGCUCAGUGGUGAGAAGCCAGAGCCUGUGGCAAAACGACAAAAACUCCAAAGGAAGGCCUUGUCGUUUGCAGAUGACCUCCUUGAACAUCUACUUGAGAAGACUCGUGCGAUUGUUCAGUCAAAGUGCCGGUGCUCACAGAGCAAAGUGCCUAGAAAUUGUUAUGUCCCCUUCAGGGAUUCAGAUCAAUUUCAGCGGCUUACUGCUCACAUCCGGCGACUGCGUGAAAUGGACAAGAUGGAGCUGGACAAAGAGGCAAGGAAGCAAACGCUUGCAGUGCGGCCUCAAGGUGAUGGCGAGCGGUCAGGCACAUUGAGCCUGCUAGGCUUUCCCGUGUGUCAGCAUGCUUACAAGAGGUUGAUGAGACUAGGUUCAGGACGCUUCAACCGGCUCAGCACGGCAGUGCAUGAAGGGGCUGAAGAUUGCCCACAUGAUUUGCGAUAUACAAGCAAGGCCUUCACAUCGUGCUCACACAAGCGAGAGCUGGUCCACGACUUUUUGUUUGAAUUGUACGAGACACUAGCUGAGCCCAUGCCCGAGAAUCGGCUGAUCAAGAAACGUGAUGACAAGGUAGUGGAAAGGGCCACUGGAAUGCAGGAGAAAGCGUUACCCCCAGGGACAUUCGCAGAGUAUUUGUCCAUGCUACGGCGCAAACACCCAGAUGAGAAAUUCUCAUACAAGAUCUUCACAGCCGUCGAUGUUUGGGAGCAGCACUUCGCUGAUGUUUUGAAGAUCCGGGGCAAGAAUCAGCACUCGAAAUGUUCUGUCUGUAUACGUUUCAAAUUGACAAUCCGGAGGCUUGCGAGGUGCUCUGCCGCUCGUUCUGAGCAAAUUCGGCUUUUAGACGCGCACAGGCAACAGCAGUACAUGGAUCGUGUUUGUUACUGGCACUCACGAUCGUUGGCAAGAUCGCUUGCUGGAUUGCCCGCUCCGAGCGCAAUCGUAUGUAUCUGCGACUCGAUGGACGCCGCCAAGUUUACUUGGCCUCGUGAUGAUGCGCUAAACGCCAAGGAAUUCUGCAAGUUCAUCAAGCCGAAACUCACGGCAACUGCCAUCAUUGCACACGGCCAUGAUGUCAUGUUGCACCUCUCAGUUCCGGGCGUUGCUUCCGACAGUUCGAGAACAAUUGAACUCUUAGGUCGGAUGCUGGAGCGAAUGCGAGAGAGAAGGAUCGACCUUAGAGGGUCUGAGUUGAUCCUCCAAGGGGACAACGGACCCAAAGAAAUCAAGAACAACGGCGUGAUCAGGUUCUUGGCCAAGCUCAUCUGUCAUGGAAAACUUCGUCGAGCUGAACUCAGAACAUUGCAGGUUGGUCACACACAUGAGGACAUCGAUGCUCUGUUUGGUAACUUGAGCAAGGUGCUGCAGCAAGGUCACUGCUUACACACCCCUCACGACUAUGUGAACGUUCUCUCAGCAUACCUGCAGCGUGAUGAUGUAAGACCGACUGAACCGCACUCCCAAGUGGCCAUGGUGGACCAAGUGAGGGACUGGUUGCUUGUUACUGAACACUGA